Clupea harengus (Atlantic herring) is the source of this 9946-nucleotide messenger RNA. RefSeq names its product mediator complex subunit 13L. Gene Ontology annotation, biological process: regulation of transcription by RNA polymerase II. The record is from RefSeq and is a predicted model, not a curated record. Lineage: Eukaryota; Metazoa; Chordata; Actinopteri; Clupeiformes; Clupeidae. Gene Ontology annotation, cellular component: mediator complex. Gene Ontology annotation, molecular function: transcription coregulator activity.
AGUUACACACACACAUACACACACAAAGUGGGAGUCACACAUAUUCAUACAUACACACAUACGCUCACUUACGAAUGUUACAGUAAAGACACUGAGAUAUAAACAAUGCCUGAAAAGGGAGUCACUGCUUCUUAACCCGAUGGAUUGGAAAGAUUGCCGGCUGGUGUAUUCUGGACGUUUGUACAAUUAUUUAAACAAACCUCAGCUUGAUUUCUUGCUGAUUUGAAGGAGAUAACCAAUUUCGUCCGCUUUGGUCAGAUGGCUGCAUUUAUUUGUUAAUCAUAACGCCAGAGGAUUGCCUCCAUUUCUGGGCUGUCAUCGUCUUUGUGAUACACAUUACUGCUGCUAUUGUUACUUGUAACAAGCAAAAGAAAUCUUUCAGCUGCAGCCUUAUAUCUGGGGGAGGACGUUUCGUAAUGAUAUAAAACAGAAAGGAAGGAAGGAUUUUUUUAAACCUUGGUGCGCUGUACUGCCGUUUUCCUGAUGGUGGACCGACAAUACUUUUUGGUUUGUUGGAGAAAUGAGAACAUUUUUAUCUAAAGAUUGAAACAUUUGUUCUCGAGACGACGUUUGUGUUUGUAACAACUGCGGGUGGCUGAACGUGAGAGACAGGUAUUUUCAUCGUUGCUUGUCUGCAGACUGGUGUUAUUUGCAAAGUGAAAGAAGGAUUAAACAUUCCUGUUCUCUGUUGCCUGUUGUGUAGUAGGCAAGCAGCGUUACACUGUGCACGGCGGCGGUAAGAAAACAAUUCUAUAAAUAGCUCCUGCAAUUCUCGAAAACUAUCACAACUGGUGCACAAGCUUGUUGGUCUGAUGGAAUAGAUUUUUUUUGCAUUCUUCGUUACCAGUUAUUGAGAAAUUUUGUCGCAGACACUUGCAUGCUCUGUUUAUUGUUCACGGCAGAGCGAAAUAAACGUGACAACCACGACUGGAUCAUUUGAAAGAAGUUACUGGAUUCUGUAAACAUUUAUAUUUGUUCAUUUUCAUGGAUUUUAUCACUGGGAAAAAUCUGAAUAGGUCAACUUCUUAUGGAUUAUGCCGUUAUUUAAUCGUUAAACUAUCGGCAGGAAGACUGGAAUGGACACGGAUCGCAAUUUCUACCCUCCGGGAUUAAAAACACGGAUACAUAUUUUACAUCUGAAAAUGAUUAGGUUUGGACCGCCUGACCUGGAUUGUGUGAUUUCUCUAAUCUGCGAACAUACUUGGAUUUACAAAACAAACUAUUAGUCUGUUCUUGGAAUAGAUAGGAGGGGUUAGCCGAUAUUUGGUUUCUUUUACCCUCAUCACACCCCUCCAGAUACAUUUUUAUCUACAAUUUUACUGAACAGGGUAAACCGUUGAUCUGGCGGCCAGCUCUCUGUGCUGUAGCGGUGGCGUGGCUUACUCGUGAGGGAACCGAUUUGCCACCCCCUGCUCGGUUCUGAUACCGAUCACGGAUUUCGACAUGCCCUGCACUGACGACCCCAUCGGCGGACGAUUAUGACUACAACAGCGAAUUGGGUGGCUAACGGGGCAAGCCUUGAAGACUGCCAUUCCAACAUUUUCUCCCUGGCGGAACUGACUGGCAUCAAAUGGCGGUGCUACCACUUCCGCAGUGGAGGCGAAUAUGGGCCGGUGAUCUCGGCCCCGGCACCGGACGACCCGGUGCUGCGCAGCUACACGCGCUGCGUACAGGCCAACCUGCUGUGCGUGUGGCGGCGCAAGGUCAAGCCCGACGCCAAGGAGCUCUGGAUCUUCUGGUGGGGCGAGGAACCCAACCUGACCGAUGUCAUCCACCACGAGCUGGAAGUUGCUGAGGAGGGCCUCUGGGAAUGUGGGCUUUCAUACGAGUGCAGGACGCUCCUCUUCAAAGCCAUUCACAACCUGCUGGAGAGGUGUCUGCUGGAUAAGGACUUUGUGCGCAUUGGGAAGUGGUUUGUGAAGCCCCAUGAACUGGAUGAAAAGGCCCUAGGCAGCAGCGAGCACCUGUCGUGUGCGUUUACCUUCUUCCUGCAUGGCGAGAGUAAUGUGUGCACCAGUGUGGAGAUCGCCCAGCACCAGCCAGCCUACCACAUCAGUGCCCAGCACAUACACCUGGCCCAGACCUCCUCCAGCCCUGUGCAAGUGAUCCUGAGCCCGUACGGGCUGUGUGGCACGCUGACGGGUCAGACGUACAAGAUGGGCGAGCCGGCCGUCAGGAAGCUGAUGGAGGAGUGGAACCACUUCUACCCCACCGUGCUCCGCCAGCGCCCCGAGCCCCAGCGCCCCACCGACGAGACGGCCGACCUGGCCUACGACCCCCACGUCCACGCCGCUGUGGAGGUCAUCGUAGGUGGAGUGAGAAUGAUCUACCCAGCAGCCUUUGUGCUCAUCGCCCAGAGCGACCUACCUGUGGAGCAGCCCCCUCCGGCCCCGGGCAGCCAGGGGGCCACGAGGGACCCAUCCAGCUGUGGCAUCCCUCUCACCCCUCCCACCUCGCCCGAACAGCCAUGCUCAGGUGAUAGUGGCUUUCAGACAGCGGUAUCCAGUGUUCUCAGCCAGGAGGGCUGCAUGACCCUCAGCCCAAAGCACUCUGGGAAAAAGCUGACCAAUCAAAUGGUCCACCAAGCCUGGAAGGAGUGCUACCUAAACCAGCUGCAGCACAAGGCCAGUCUGUCUAGCAGCGCGGCGCCCGUGAAGGAUGUGCCAAACGGGGCAGCCACAUGGGACUUCACCAGCCCUGGAGAGAGAGUGGCCUGCAGCUGUUCCAGGUUAAAGCAGCAGAAGCAGCAGCAGGCCAGCUCAGCAUCUGCCAACGCCUUACCCGGUGCCAACCCUGUCUCCUCCUCCUCCACCACCACCUCCUCCUCUUCUUCCUCCUCCACCUCAGCCACGUCCUCCUCUUCCACCCCGUCAUCCCUGCCAGCCUUACCUCCGCCCGCGCCGCCCAAGCACAAGACCGCCGACAAGCCAGACAAGUCAGACAAGCAGCCCAAGAGGCCCGCUGUCACGCCCUUCCACCACCGGGUAUCCAACAGCCAGGAGCCACCCUGCCCCGACCACGAGUCCCAGCAAGGAGGCCCCCAGCUGGGCUUGGUCCCGCUGGAGUCCCCCCUGGAGGCUCUGCCUGGGUGCAAGUAUUCGCCCAAGCCCCUGUCAUCGAUGAGGAAGGGGCAGGCCGAGUCGCUUAUGGACUCGCCCAUCUCUCCGCUGCCACCCACCCUGAGCCCCCACCCGCGGGGGCAGCAGGACCCCGAGGCACUGGACGUUGCCACCAGCCUGCCGCAGUGCCAUGAGGGGCAUCCGGGGCUGGGGGGACACAUGGAAGUGAGCGAGACGGCGCUUUACGCGUCCCCGCUGGGCUUCAGGGAUGCAGGGGGAGGAGGUGGCUGGUGGAAGGGGUACAAGACCCCCUGUGUGGAGAGGAACGACUUUAGAACCCCGGAGCUGCCCUGUCCAGAGAGAGUGGAGAGCAAGACUGAGACAGCCGCAGAGGGGACGGCACUGAAGAGGCUGUUUACACAGACUCAGAAGCGCUUUAAAGUGUGUGAGGAGCGCGUGAAGGAGCACAUCAGCGCACUGGCCCUCCUGCAGCAGCCCGGCCUGGAGGUGCUGGGCGACCCGGCGGAUGACCCCUACGACUUCAAGGAGGGCGACAUCGAGUACAGCUUCCCCACCUCCAAGAGGCUCAAGGGCCAGGGACGAGACCCAAACCGCAAGAGCAAGGGAGAGGAGAUGAACAGCAACGGAGCAGUGCCCGAUGGGAAGGACGCCAUGUCCAUCUUCAGCAGCGCCCCCAAGUCAGAUGAAUCACCUCAAGACGAUGCGGCGGCGAAAGCCACAGCGCCGCUCACCAGGGAGACAGACCUGGUCGUCCUCUACUCUGACCUGGAGAACAUCUUUGAUGAGGAGGAGGAUGAGCUAGGGGGCACACACCCCAACCAGCACUCAGCACGGGCCACAGUGCCUGGUUCAGAAGAGCGCCCCCAUGGCAAAGAAGGCAGAGUUGCAGUACCGUACCCUUCAACAGUAGCAGACCUCCAGCGCAUGUUCCCCACGCCACCGUCCCUGGAGCAGCACCCAGCCUUCUCCCCCAUCAUGAGCUACAGGGACACCCCCAGCCAGGAGCCCCCGCCGCCCUCCACUGGCCUGGACCACCCGCUGGGCCAACUGGUCUCCGCGCAGCUGGCUGACUACAGGAUGGAGGUGGAGGAGUGCCUGGCCAGCCCCAGGCCUGAGGACAUACGGGACUUCUCAUUUGUCUACCGCGUCCCCCUCGUCCAGCCGCAGAUGGGCUGCUCCAUGUUCGCCCCACUGCGCACCCUGCCCAGCCAGUGCCUGCCGCCCCUCAAGAUCCCCGACAGCUGCCACUACCGGCCCUCCUGGACACUCAUGCCCAAGAUGGAGCCCUACAGCCUCCCUGCCCAGGCUCCCUUCAUCAGGGACGGAUACAUUAAUGUGCCGAGUGUGAACAACAUGCUGGAGCAGGACUACGCCCAGAUGAGCGUGGUGAGCGUGGCGUCGGUGGGCACGGCUGGCGGUGGCAUCAUGCCCUCGCCGGCCACACCACGCUUCUCUGUGCCAACCCCCCGCACCCCCAGGACCCCACGCGGAGGCCCGGGCAACGCCAGCGGUCAGGGCUCCGUCAAGCAGGAGGGGGUUCCCACCGGCGGGGGCACGGAGCUCAGCUCCCCCGCCUCCACGCCGGCCUCCUCCAGUCUGCCCAUGAGCUCGGUGGAGCUGGCGGCGGGCGGGCGAGGGUCCUUCCUGGCGCUGCCCGAGGCGCACAGCCUCUACGCCAUCCUGCUGCUGUCCGACUCGGUGCUGGACGUGUUCAAGGACCGGAACUUUGACAGCUGCUGCAUCUGCGCAUGCAACAUGAACGUGAAGGGUGCCGACGUGGGCGUCUACAUCCCGGACUCCACGCGCGAGGACCAGUACCGCUGCAUGUGCGGCUUCAGCGCCAUCGCCAACCGGCGCCUGGCCCACGGCACGGGACUCUUCCUCGAGGACGAGCUGGACAUCUUCGGCCGCGGCUCCGAGGUGGGACGAGCCGCCGAGCGACGCCUGGCGCUGUGCCGCCGCGAGCUGCCCAUCGGCGAACCCACCGCCGCUGCCGGUGGCAAUUCCAAAAUGUCCAAACGGACUCCGCAGAGUGCCGGCGACUCGUCCUCCCCCUCGCUGAUGGCGGUGAUGGUACAGCUGCAGAAGCAGUGCUCCCAACCCAUGGCCUCGCUCUCCUCCCUGCACCUGUCGCCCGCCUGCUCCUGCCACGGCCGCCGGGGGGCGCUGCUGCAGAGCUGGGCGGCCGACCGGCUAUGGGCCGAUGGCAGCGACGCCUGCGUGGAGUGCUACAAUGCGCUGGUGCAGGGCCAGCAGUACGUGGACAACCCGGCCGGGGGUAAGGUGGACCAGGCCAUCGUCCGAAGCAGCGCUCUGCACUCUUGGCCUAACACCUCAGUGUCGGAUAUCAGCUCGCUGUCCUCCCAGGACGUGGUGAGGAUGCUGCUGUCCCUUCAGCCCUUCCUCCAGGACGCCAUCCAGAAGAAGCGCACGGGUCGGACGUGGGAGAACAUCCAGCAUGUUCAGGGGCCGCUCACAUGGCAGCAGUUCCACAAGAUGGCCGGGCGAGGAUCUUACGGUUCGGAGGAGUCCCCCGAGCCGCUGCCCAUCCCCACAGUGUUGCUGGGCAACGACAAGGACUUCCUGGCGCUGUCGCCGCUGGCGCUGCCCUUCUGGGAGAAACUGCUGCUGGAGCCGUAUGGCGGCCAGAGAGACGUGGCCUUCCUGGUGCUCUGCCCCAACAGCGACGCCCUGCUGGCCGGAGCCCGCACCUUCUUCCAGGAGCUUAGCGCUGUCUACGAGACGUGUCGGCUGGGGAAGCACCGACCCCUGGCCAAGGUGUCCCGUGACGGGCUGGUGCGUGUGGGGGAGGCGUUAGAGAGCGAGCAGCCGGAGGAGGACGAGCUCGUGGAGCAGUGGUUCACCGGGCCCUGGAGCGGCCAGCACCAGGAGGACAACAUGCGCAAGCUCAAGCUCUAUGCCCACGCCUGCCGCCAGCAACUGGCUCCCCAGCUCUCUGCUCUGUCAUUGGACUCCAGCCUCCUGCUGCCUCCUAAACCCCAGCCUCCCUCCACUCAGCCUGCCUCCUCCUCCAGCAACAGCCAGUCUGCUCCAGGCGUUGGGGCUCCAGAGGGGGACCCGGCAGUGACUGCCCCCAGCACAGGCAGCUCGUCCCUGGGGACGAACUCGGGCCAGCCGGGCAGUGGCGAGCUGGCACAGGGGGGUAGCGGUGAGGCCAAGGGAGGGGUGAACCCCUCAUCCACACCAACACCUGCCCAACCCACAGAGAGCCCAGAGAGCUUGGCUGAGCGCGAGCGCAUCGGCAUUCCCACGUUACCAGAUUCAGCUGACCGCCACGCCCACCCACCGUCCAUCGUGCUGUAUGUGGUGGACCCCUUCAUGUGCGGGGGAGGCGGCGGGGCGGGGAGGGGCGGGGAAGGGGAGGAGCCGGAGGUGGAAGGGGGGAGUGUGUGGAUGCUGGCGCUGCUGCGCUGUUACACAGAGCUGCUCCACCUGCUGCCCGAGAACUUGAGGCCCGCACUCACACUACAGGUGGUGCCGUGCCAGUACCUGUUGCAGCCUGCGAGUGGCGAGAGCCCUCUGUACCUGCAGCAGCUGCGUUCCCUGGCCUUCUCCACUUACUCGCAGUGCAGACGGCUGCUACCCACGCAGAUCCACAUCAAGACCCUCACGGGCUUCGGUCCCGCGGCCAACGUCGACUGCACCCUCAACAACAAACAGGACCCCAAUCCUCCUAUGCAGCUGUUCUCUCCUCCCUUCAUCCUGGGUCCCACGCGCGCCAAGCAGCCGGACCUGGGGGAGGCCUCUGGCGAGGCGGCUCCCCGCUACAACGUGCUCUUCGUGGGCUACUGCCUGUCGCACGACCAGCGCUGGAUUCUGGUGUCCUGCACCGACCAGCAGGGGGAGCUGCUUGAGACCUGCAUCAUCAACAUCGACGUGCCCAACAGGUCACGGCGGCCUAAGUUCUCUCCACGCAAGAAAGGCUUGGAGAAGCUGUGGGAGUGGUGCAUUGGAAUCAUCCAGAUGACAUCGAUGCCUUGGAGGAUUGUGAUUGGUCGGCUGGGUCGAUUGGGACAUGGAGAACUGAAGGACUGGAGUUCGUAUCUGGGGGAGCACUCCCUGCACUCUGUGAGUCGCCAGCUGAGGGAGGCGUGUCGGAUGUGUGGCAUCUCCGCCAAUGAUUCGCCCUCCAUCCUUAGCGCCUGCCUCGUCUCCAUGGAGCCGCAGGGGUCCUUCGUGGUCAUGCCAGAUGCGGUGACCAUGGGCUCGGUGUUUGGCCGCAGCACGGCCCUGAACCUGCAGACGUCUCAGCUGAACACCCCGCAGGACGCCUCCUGCACACACAUCCUGGUCUUCCCCACCUCCGCCACCAUCCAGGUGGCACCCAGCUCCUACCCCACUGAGGAUAACCCAGAUGACAUGUUCGGUCUGCCUUUCCCGGAUGAGCUGGAGAACGACAUCGGCCACGACAUGAUGCUGAUCACAGGGAACCUGCACCCCUCGCCCAACACCUCCCCCGUGCCCUCGCCAGGGUCGCCCUCGGGCAUGGGCAUGGGCUCCCACUUCCAGCACACACGGGGCCAGGGAGAGAGGCUCCUGUCGCGUGAGUCUCCGCCGGAGGAGCUGAAGCAGCAGCCGCUGGCGCUGGGCUACUACGUGUCCACGGCCCGCGCCGACGGCCUGCCACACUGGUUCUGGGCCUCCUGCCCACAAGCACAGAACCAGUGCCCACUCUUCCUCAAGGCCUCCCUGCACCACCACAUCUCGGUGGCUCAGACAGACGAGCUGCUGUCCAGUAAGAGUUCCCAGAGGCCCCACCCGCUCGACUCCAAGACCACAUCCGACGUGCUCAGGUUUGUAUUGGAGCAGUACAACGCCCUCUCCUGGCUGACCUGUAACCCUGCGACGCAGGACCGGCGUUCCUGCCUCCCCGUCCACCUGACCGUCCUCACACAGAUGUACAACGCCAUCUUCAACAUGCUCUAGAGACACACACACACACACAGGCACACACACAUAAAGCAGGAUGCGAACAACAAAGACAUGGACAACAAGCUGCCAUCACCAUCCAGAAUCCCAUUAUGCAGGGAUGAGGACAUGGAAACGGCCCAGCUUAGUCCCUUUGCCCCAGUACUGCCUCCUAUGACGAGGCCCAGGGGGCUGACCAGCCAUAACCAGGGAGGCCCGCUCACUGUCUGAACAAAACGGAUGGCAAAGCAGUGUGGUGUUCGCUGUGGUCAGGAUGUGUCUGACACACACACACACAUGUAUGCGUGACCAUUCCUACGAUGCCCUGUCUUCACUACCCUUUAAAAAGAACCACUAAUAUGCCAACAAGGACAACCCCAGAGAAGACAAGAAGGUGAAGGAUCCCACAGUAUCUGUCUGGGCAUUCGAAUGGAAACAUGAACAGAUGGCUAUGAAGGGUCUAAAUCAAUGGGUAAAUGAGACUUAGCAUUAUCGUAUCCUCAAACACUGAUUAAGUCGUGUGGGAAGAUGGCGGCUGCGUCCUGUCGAGGCUGGCCGAUUGGCCGAUCGGACCUCUAUCGCUGAAGUGUCUACCAAGAGAGGCACACACUAGUAUGGAGAUGUCAAUCAUGUUUUGUUUUUUUUCCCAAGUGUGUAAGUCACUGUACAGAUUGUUCUUAGUGCGGGGCAUUCGUUGUAACCCUUGAUAAAAAGAAAAAAACAAAAGCCAAUGUUUUUCACAAAAGGCAAACAUUCAGUACUAGCACUUUUAUCGCUACGAUUUUUAGAAGUGACAAAUUCAUGGUUGUAGAUAUGAAGACAUUGAGUGAUAUUUGACAAAGAAAUUGUGAAAAAGCUAAAUUAAAAAUGUUUAUAGUGUAAAACUGACAUUUGCAAAAAAUGAUGCUAUUUUUUAAUAAUGAAAGUAGGAAAAAUGAAUAAAAAAUAAUUUUCCAAAUUUAAUACAAUCGCCUUGUGAUAAAAAAAUGUUGACUAAAGACAGAGUUGCUAAAAUUGUUGAGAUGCCAUAUUUAUAUAUAUAUAUAUACAUAUACAUAUAUAUAUAAAAAAGAUAUUAUAUCUAGCUGUACAAAUAAACAUAUUAUAUAUAUUAUACCUCUUGGAAACAGCCACAGAUUAUGAUGAAAGUGGUGGUUUACAUAGAGACUUCUUAAGAGGCAAAUACAGUAUAAAUAUUUUAUCAAAGGCAAUGCAUUUCAGUUGGCUCUAUGCUUUUAAUUUUUUGUGUUUCCAUUUUAUUGUUCUGAAUACAAAAUGUUUAACCAUUUUUAUUUAAUGAGUUAAGUUAAAGAACUAAACCAAGCAGGGAAGAUAUAUUUAUGAAGUAUUUGUCUUCUCCUGCAAAAUGAACUUGAAAUAGGCAAUAGAUUUUAAAGAAUUGUGUGUAUUUGCGCAUUAAAAGUAUUGUAUAUUUAACUAAUAUGCAUUAUUUUCAGAGGUUGUUCAUAAAAGAUGUCGAGCAAAUCAUCAGUUAUGGCCUGUUUUGUUUGUUUGUUUGUUUUGGUGUUUGCUUCUUUUCUGUCGCCUCAACCGAUGCAAUCUGGUCAUUUGUACAAUUUCUUGCAUGUCUGUAGAUACACUUUUCAGCAUUCUUUUUUAUUUUAUUUUAAUAAUUCUAAAAGCUGUAUAUUUCAUUCCAGUUUGAUUUGAUUUUAUUCUGUGUGAUUCCUAUGAAGUAUUUUUUUGCUGUGUGCUUUUUUACAUAUCUACACACAUACAAAUAUUAUAUCAGCAUCAUUCAGAUCCAGCCAAGAGAGAGUAUUGCCAAUAAUUGUACACUUCAGAGCAGAAAUGUGCAAACUUUGCAAAAUUUGUUACAUCUGCCAUCAUUUUGAAUAUCAAUCAGAUCUAACUUGGGGUAGAGAUCUGUAUCUUUUACACUCUUUUUUAGUAAAUUAUUAAAUCCUUGAAAAAAA